CGCAGCUUAUUUUUCCAGGCCAUCACCAAACCAUCUUCGUCUUCAGGUCUACGGAAUGCGGCUGUCUAGAAUACGGCUGCUGCUGAACAAUGCGAGCUUCAGCGGUUUCAUCUACGACUAUGUCAUCGACUACCUGCGGCCGUACAUUGAAGCAAAAGUUGCUCAACUUCUCGCUCAGGAACUGCGGCGAAUCGCUGCUGAGACACUUAAAACGGUCAAGGUCACAACCGCCAUCAAAGAGGACGAAGACAUCUUCGCAGAGGAGUCGGCGCUGAGUCGCACCUGGACAAAGGCUCUCGGCAGUGCCGCUAGCUACCUCGCUCUCAUACGUGGGCGGCACCCCGGUGGUUCGCGUGGUGCUGAUAGCGAUGAAGAAGUUACCCCAUCGCGCCCUUUACCAGAAAGGCAGCGGGAGCCUCGCCGUGCGGAGGUAGAGCGCGAACGUGGAGUUUUCGACGGCUGUCUUCGCGCAUUGGCGCUUUCUAGAGGAGCUGACACGCUACCGCUGCCACGGAAUAUCGGCGACCUUCAUUUUUCCUUCGGACGUAUCACUGUACACGAAGGCAACCUGACGGGUUUAUCGAGUGUCUACAGAAGUGGUGACUGCGCCUUAGUUCUCGGUGAAUGUGGCCUGUCACUCCGUCUAGACUUGGGCUUCGAAGAUAUCCUGGUCAAAGCUGAGGCUGUGCUAAGCGACCGUUUCCGCACCAGAGCUACUGUCCUGGACUUGCAGAUUCCCGCUGUGGAGAUGUCGCUUGAUAUUGCCGAGAUAAACAGCCAGCUUCAAAUUAUCUCCUACAGCAUGGCUUUCUUGGCACCUGUAAAAGUGACAGCACCACUCCUAACACGAGAUGGUUCGGUGAACGUUGUCGGUGUUGCACCCGAAGUCAGGCUCAGUGACCAGGACCUUGAGGAGCUGAAAUUAUCUGUCCACAAAUGUCUGCAAAAAGUUAUUCGUGCUGCACAGAGUUUGAUUUCAGAGUCACCAUACAUCGAAUCAUAAUGUGCACAUUUACUAUUUUUGACAAUUUUUUGUCGUUGACGUACGUGUUUCUGCUAAUGUGCUGUCGGGAACUAGUCAUGUUGCCCUGAUGCGAGUGCACAUCCAGCAAUAAAAUCAUACGGGAACGAUAUUUUUCAGCAAGCUCAAUUUUCACUUAUCCUGGGAAGCCAGCUUCUAAUUAAAGGUUUCAGAAAGUAGCGAUUUUUCAGACUUGCACACUUCCUGCUGAACUAUACGGCUUCCCUUUUCAAAAACCCCGUGCCACUGGGUCCUAG
Molecule: messenger RNA, 1278 nt
Organism: Rhipicephalus sanguineus (brown dog tick)
Lineage: Eukaryota; Metazoa; Arthropoda; Arachnida; Ixodida; Ixodidae
Exons: 3
Coding region: 56-1003 (315 amino acids)
Source: RefSeq, a predicted model, not a curated record